Messenger RNA from Clunio marinus, 1068 nucleotides. NCBI's taxonomy places the organism in Eukaryota, Metazoa, Arthropoda, Insecta, Diptera, Chironomidae. The record is from the annotation of a GenBank genome assembly.
UUACCUUCAGUGGAUCAAGAAAGCAAGAUGGUUAAGAAGUAUUUUUCAAAAUUGUUAUUAAUUAUUUUCGUUUUACUGUCAAAGUGCAUUCCGAACGUACAAAGUUGUCACAAUCCUGAAGCUGUUGAUUUAAUCUUGUUCAACUUUUACAUCAACCCAUACCAGCAUCAGGUCUACAAUGUUCACAAUUUCCAUGAGAUAUUCAACCAUUCAUCGUUCUUACGGAAUCGGAACACUGUCAUAUAUCAUUACGGGUCGUCUCAAACAGCAACUUCUUCACCAAUCGUUGAAACUAUUGACACUUAUCUGAGUUAUGGGAAUGUAAAUUUUGUUCUUGUUAACUAUGAAAGCAUAACGACAAAUGUUAGCGGUAACUCUUGCACUAUCGGAGAAAACAUAGCGGAAGCAUUGAUAAGAUUAUUCAACAGUGGUUACAGUCCAAAACAAGUACAUUUGGUAGGAUUUUCAUCAGGAUCAACAGUUGUGGCAAUUGCUGGAAGGGAGAUUAUUUCAAGGUCAAAUCAUCAACAUGUCAUUGAAAGAAUUACUGGACUUGAUCCUGGUCAGGGCCGAGAAGAAAUGCGACUUCGAAUAGGAGAUGCUAAAUUUACAGAUACAGUUCACACUGAAGGUGUUGGAUUUGGCGAUCUUAACACACGUGGUGAUGUUCAAUUCUUUGUUAAUGGCGGAGUCGUCCAACCAAUGUGCCAUUCACUUAUCCCUCAUAUCGCUUGGACAUGUUCGCAUCUGUUUGUCAUCACACUUUGGAAUGAAUCGAUCCGAACACAACAUUUGUCAUUUGCUUCACUUCAAUGUGAAUCUUGGGAACAUUUUUUGCAUAAUGAUUGUAAUCAUAACGCACCUGUUGGACAUAUUGGUCCAUUUACGUCAUCAGCACUCCGUGGAUCUUAUUUUCUAGAAACCAAUCUUCAACCUCCUUACUCUAAGUAAAACAUAUUUUUAAUGAUAGCUUUUAGAGGACUUAAAAUGCAUUUCAAUGUUUAAAAUAAUUCUUGAAAUUGUAAAAUGAGAGAGAAGAAAAUAAAACUUUUACAUUUCUCUUCUGUC